AUUCGACUCGGUAGAACUUUCCUUUUUUUGUUUCUUCAUCUUAUUAGUCCCUAAUUCCGACUGUCUUGCUGACGCCGAAAAUUUGUAUAAAAGGCCCAUCGUUGUUAGUGUGUACCUGACACAUAACACCCUCCUACGCGGACUCGAAUUUUUAAACGUGAUCAUCGUGCUUUUUGAAACAUUAUGUUGCCCUCAACUCCUGGCGCUGACCUUACCCCGUCUGAAGACAAUGGUGUUGGGCUCUCCGACUCCACUUUGUCACAGCACCGUCGAAAGAUGCUUGACCUCAUCAACCGUCUCCACACCACAGGUGUGCAGACGGACAUGGACCUGCCCAUGAUCGCAGUCAUUGGCUCACAGAGUGCGGGGAAAUCCUCUCUUAUUGAAUCCAUUUCUGGGAUCACUCUCCCUCGCUCAGCUGGAACGUGUACAAGGUGCCCAACUGAAUGUAAACUUUCACGCUCCGAAGACUCCUGGAAAUGUCUCGUCAAACUUCACAUUACUACCGGCCCGUCGGGCCAACCCUGUGAUGUGCUCACCAUUCCUUUUGGAUCACCCAUCACCGAUAAGGCCGAUGUAGAAGAUCGAAUCAGGCGUGCUCGAAGGGCAAUUCUAAACCCAAGCACUGAGCCACAGAAGUUUCUUUAUGAGCUAGAAGAUCAAACCGCUGAGCAAGCUGAGUUAUCUUUCUCCAAAAAUUGCGUUUCUCUCGAGAUAAGUGGGAAGGAUGUGGCGGAUCUCUCAUUCGUGGACCUUCCUGGACUCAUCGCGAGCGUCGGGAGUGCAGGAAAGACCGGGGAUAUUGAUCUCGUCAAGGGUUUGGUGACGUCUUACAUUGAGAAGCCUAGUUGUGUCAUCCUUCUGACGGUUACUUGUGAAACAAAAAAUUGGGUGUGCGGCGGCCUAGAUAGGUCUCAUUUGGAAUAAAAGAGCGUCAAUCAAAUCGUUGGACUGAUGAGAAGAGAGUCAUGGGAUGCCCGGACGGCCAUUGUGUUUUGUUAGGACAAUUCCAGCAACAUUCCAGUGGUAGUUCUUGCUGUCGUUUUGCGCGUCCGAAUCUGCAACGCUCAAUAAUAUGGACCCUUACACGCCAC
Messenger RNA from Suillus fuscotomentosus, 1094 nucleotides. Its product is annotated as P-loop containing nucleoside triphosphate hydrolase protein. The record is from RefSeq and is a predicted model, not a curated record. The coding region runs from base 184 to 927 and encodes 247 amino acids. Gene Ontology annotation, cellular component: cytoplasm; membrane; microtubule. NCBI's taxonomy places the organism in Eukaryota, Fungi, Basidiomycota, Agaricomycetes, Boletales, Suillaceae. The transcript has 4 exons. Gene Ontology annotation, molecular function: microtubule binding; GTPase activity; GTP binding.